AAUAAUAAUAAUAACAAUAAUAAUAAUAAUAAUAAUAAUAAGUCUGGCAUUGAUGUUACUCUAAUAUCUGCCACCACCAAAGUUCCAAAAGCAGUUUCACCGGUUUCCUCUGCUGCUGAGGGGGAAGCCUUAAGGCGGCCGCGUGGCAGGCCUGCCGGCUCCAAGAACAAGCCGAAGCCACCAAUAAUUGUGACAAGGGACAGUGCUAAUGCACUCAAAGCUCAUGCUAUGGAAGUAAGCUCUGGCUGUGAUGUGAAUGAGAGCUUGUUGAACUUUGCAAGGAGGAAGCAGAGAGGCCUCUGCAUACUAAGUGGAACUGGCUGUGUGACAAAUGUAACUCUGCGCCAACCGGCUUCAUCCGGCGCCAUUGUGACUCUUCACGGCCGAUUCGAGAUCCUCUCAUUGCUGGGGUCAAUCCUUCCCCCACCAGCACCACCAGGAAUCACUGGCCUCACCAUUUACUUGGCUGGUGCUCAGGGGCAAGUUGUAGGAGGUGCUGUUGUUGGUGCCUUGAUUGCUUCAGGACCUGUUGUGAUCAUGGCUGCAUCAUUCAUGCAUGCUACCUUCGAUCGCCUGCCAUUGGAAGAUGAAGAACUCACGGCUGCAAUGCAGAAUCAGCAUUACCAAAACGGACGCACCACGCAUCAUCUCGAUAUCUCAGACUUGUAUGCAAUGCCACAGAACCUUCUCACCAAUGGAACAAUGGCACCAGAGAUAUAUUCUUGGGCACCAGGGAGGAACUUGUCAAAAAGCUGAGA
Molecule: messenger RNA, 758 nt
Organism: Arachis duranensis
Lineage: Eukaryota; Viridiplantae; Streptophyta; Magnoliopsida; Fabales; Fabaceae
Product: AT-hook motif nuclear-localized protein 16
Exons: 1
Biological process (GO): vegetative to reproductive phase transition of meristem
Cellular component (GO): nucleus
Molecular function (GO): DNA-binding transcription factor activity; minor groove of adenine-thymine-rich DNA binding
Source: RefSeq, a predicted model, not a curated record